AUGCUCGAUCGCCUGAAUCUCGACCAAGUACAUGGGCUCCAUAAGACAAGGAGUGGCCGAGAGAUAGGUUGCGUGCACAACACGUUCAACAGCCUCGAUGAUCUGCCGCUCGAGCUCGUCUCUGAUGAUGCUGUCCCCGGACGUCAAUCACGGCUUAAAGCAAACGCUCCUCAUCUUCACUCCGACGAGCAUGCCCGCCUUCGAGGCUCUCUGAAAACCGGCCACGACAAAUUUCCUAAUUACGUCAAGAUACUCGACGGCUCCUCCCUUGCACUUGUUGACCAAAAUGUUUGGGCGAGUGUUGUUGGGCCUGAAGGACCAAAUCUUGGCGAGCUCCUUGUCCCAGCCGAACUCCUCCUCGUGCAGGAUUUUCGAGUGGGCCUCGGGUUGACCCACCCGUCAUCGAUGGCCUCGACAAGGCGGUUGCAUGUAUCGCGAGACUUGCUCACGACGGUAUGUUCAAAACACAGCAAACCGACUCGUAGAAGGUCACGAUGGGUGAGGUUGUUUUGA
Messenger RNA from Striga asiatica, 513 nucleotides. NCBI's taxonomy places the organism in Eukaryota, Viridiplantae, Streptophyta, Magnoliopsida, Lamiales, Orobanchaceae. The record is from the annotation of a GenBank genome assembly.